Octodon degus (degu) is the source of this 2904-nucleotide messenger RNA. It is a transcript of the gene Tmem177, whose product is annotated as transmembrane protein 177. NCBI's taxonomy places the organism in Eukaryota, Metazoa, Chordata, Mammalia, Rodentia, Octodontidae. The transcript is spliced from 2 exons. Bases 100 to 1035 code for a protein of 311 amino acids. The record is from RefSeq and is a predicted model, not a curated record.
CCCCGAGCCUGACCAACAGGCUUUGCGUACGCCAUCCCCACGCACGUGUCGCCGGGUCCCCUGGAGCCGCGGAGGAGGUUGUCAGCAGUGGCAGCACUCAUGGCUGGCUUCCUGUGGUGGGCCACAGCCUUUGUCCAGAGACACAGGACAGCCCUCUUGGUGGGCUCCUGCACAAGCCUGUUUGGAGCCCAAAUCUCUUACCACCUCCUUGCAGAUCCUGUUCUCCGAUGGCUGUACCAGUACUGGCCUCAGGGCCAACCAGCCUCACUGGCCCCAGAGCUACAGAGUCUUUUUCAAGAAGUGCUACAGGACAUGGGCAUCCCCUCAGGCCACUGCUACAAGCCUUUCACCACCUUCACCUUCCAGCCUGUGAGUGCUGGCUUCCCAAGACUCCCCGCUGGGGCUAUGGUGGGCAUCCCCGCCAACUUCCUGGGUGGCCCAGUGACCAGCACUAAUCAUCCUGUGGUCAUCCAUGGGCAGAGUGUCAACUGGCAGAGCCCAGCAGGCGUUCGGCUAAAAGAGGCCCUGCUGCUAACCCGUGACGCCCAGAAAUUCACGUUGGCCAGGGAAGUGGUGUACCUGGAGAGCAGCGCUGCUGCCCUGCAGGCCCUGCCGGCCCCAGCUUGCCUGGCAGGAACCUGGGCACUGACUGUGGGCGCCAAGCAUGCACUGGGGCUCUACGGAGGGCCCAUGCAUGUACGAGCUGCCUUUAACUUGGUGGCAGCAGUGGUGGGCUUCGUGGCCUAUGCCUUCUCCACAGACUCCCUCACUCAUGCCUUGGAAGGCUGGCUGGACCGCCGCACAGCCUCACUGUCUACCGCCUACGCCUGGGGUGGAGUGGAGUUCUACGAGAAACUGCUGUCAGGCAACAUGGCUCUGCGCAGCCUGUUGGGCAGCGAUGGAGAGAAGCUGUAUACACCCAGUGGGAACGUUGUCCCCAGACACUGGUUCCGCAUCAAACAUUUACCCUAUACGACCCGCCGUGACUCUGUACUGCAAGUGUGGAGGGUGACUCUGAACUCGGGUCGCGCCUGAGGGGGGCUCAGUCCCCUGAACACUCCCCAGUCAUGCUGCUGCCAUCCUGCCUCUGACGCUGGGUCAUCUCUUAGUCCUUCUGCCUCCACAGCUCAGAGGCAGGAUGAUCGCAGGCAUUGAAGUUCAGAAGCCUAGGUUCUACCUUCACAGACCAUUUAUGACCCCAGUGACCUUAAAGUCCCUUUAAGAAUCUGGGCCUUGCUUUCCUCAACUGUGAAACGGGGAGGAUGCAAACUACCUCGCGGGAUGGUAGGUUUAUGGAAGUUGUGAACUGAGGGCCUGAUAGAGAGCAGCACAAAUGAUAAACAGGAGGCCUCCCUCUUGGUCUCUGAGUUCCGGUAGCCUGUGGGAGUCAGGCCAGGCAUCACCAGCUGAGAUACGUGUGGAACGUGAGCCUUCUCUGCAACAGAACCACCACCCACCCCCAGGUGCUUGAGGGCCAAAUUCCAGUGCUUCUCCCUUGUGUUAUAGGUUAAAAGAAACCAAAGUGUGAAGUUAGUGAGACCCUAGGCUGCCUAAGAUGUGGCCUUAAGGACUACCGGUAGGGCCCUAUAGAUGGGAUGCCAUACCCAGAGAGGAUCGAGAAGGCCGGAGGGAAGCCUCUGCACUGGAAACAGGGAAAGCAUCCCUAGAACCCAGCAAGAGCUAGGCCUGAAGGCAGCAGAAGGAGCAGGCCAUUGCAGAAUAGGCUUUGAUGAGAUGCCCACAGCAUUCCCUCGCGUAUGGAGCACAGUCAGGAUUGGAGAGAAGAGUUGGGUGGGGAAAACUGUGGACACAGGAGAGCAGAGUGAGGUGGUGGCAGUAGGCCUGGCCUGGUAGCACUUUGAACCCAAGGAGAGCUGUUUCUUUGUCCUAGUUUUCUUGAGCCCCCACUGGUGGUCAGAACAAACCCCCAGGGCUUCAUCUUUGGGCAGGAUGCCUUAACAGAUGAAAGUGAGGACAGCUGUGACAGCUGGCUUCAUAAUUCAUAUAAAUUGUGUUUUCCCUGGACGAGUUUUGAGGAAAUGAAUCCUGGUACCAGUGUAAUUCAAGGUACAGGGAUUAGGCCACACUAGGGAAGGGUAUUCAGUGGUGGCAGAAAGUUCCUAGUGGGAAUCCUUGAGAGAGGGCCACCUGGGCUGAAGGAUGGGCAGGACAUGGCCAUCUGCUCGCUCCUCAGCUCUGGGACGUAGUGCACUGUAACAGCUUGCAGAUCCCUCCACGAACCCUGGGUAGGCUCAGCACCUGAUGGGCACACACGUUUCUAGUACUUAGGACACCACAGGGUAUGAAAUUGGUAGGUAGAAAAAGGAAUGGACGAGGCAGGGACUGAAUGAAUCUACCCUGGCAGAUAAGGCUUCGCUGGGCUCCCUGGUAUGUCACCCAGAUGCUUCUGUGUGUCAUAGAGGAUAGGGCUGUGUGGGCCACCUGACUCUUGGCAGGAGAAGGACAUCUUGGAGUCUGGACAGGAUGAGCUCCACAUCACCAUUCUCCUACCCUGUCUACGCUUAGUCAUGGAAGGGGCCAAGAUGGCAGUGUCAGACAUUGUGAGCUGCCCAAAUGUUAAGUACUCUGGUUUGGAUAAGCUUUGACCUCCAAAGGUUCUUGUGUUGAUAAUUUGGUCACUGGUGUAGCAGGGCUGAGAGAUUGGGCCCAAAGGAAGAGUAAUUAGGUUAUUACCAUUAGAAAAGAUUAAUGAUUGUCUCUCAAAGUGAGCUCUGGAGUGAGCAAGUUCUUUAAAGAGAGCUAGACUGGUCCCUCCUCCCUGGCUUCAGGUCCCAUCAUGUGACCUCCUGUAUGCAUUCACGAUUGUGAUGUCAUCCACCAUCAGGUCCUCACCAGAGAUGAAGAGAAGCUGAUGUGUGUUCAGACCUCAAGAAUUAUGGGCUA